AUGACAAUCCACCUGUCAACUCUCACAGUGCUGGUUCCCCUGUUCUCCUUAGCUGGGUUGUUGUACUCAGCUACGUUUGACAAGGAUUUUCCACAGGGCUGUACUAGUAUGGCCAGCUUAUGUUUCUACAGCCUACUACUUCCCAUUACCAUUCCAGUUUAUGUAUUCUUUCACCUAUGGAGCUGGAUGGGGAUUAAACUUUUCAGGCAUAACUAAUUUAAGUUUAAAAACUAUUGCAUGUGCUGUUGGUGACCUGAUGGCAUCAAGCUGUCAGGCGAAGUUUUGUUUCAUUAUCAAAGUUUUUUUUCAUUGGCUUGGAAGCAUUCAGAAUUUUGUGUGUUAUUGGUGGAAAUUGGUACCAUUUUGAUUAACUUAUUCUUUAUAUACAAAAUGUGCUGGACAAUCACCUCUGUCUCAUUGUUACAUUAUCUAGUAAUGUUUGGUUCCAUCGGCUUUAUUCCCUGUGACUGCAGUGCAGAAAAUGUAACAGGCAGUCCAUUUGAACCAGUUCAAUAUGGAUUUCUGUCUUAGGGAAACAGUAACCAAAAUCACAUCAAACUCCACCACAAUGUCAGAUGCAAAUAAGCCAUGGAAAUUCAUUAUCAACAAUAACUUAAUUUUGAUCUAGCGUUCUUAGACCCUUGCUGUUUUCCUGGGUAUUCAGCCACACUUGUGGUCAGUGUUUGAGACUCCUUGUUCUGUGUUCUAUUACUGUUAAACAUGGCUCAGUAGGUAGCACAAUCACCUCCUGAUUCAGAAGGUUGUAGUUCAAGUUCCAUAAUGUUAGCUGAUACUCCAGCAUAGUACUGACGGAGUAUCACAUUGUCUAAAGUGCUGUUUUUGUAAAUGGUAAGCCAAAGCCCUGGGAUAGAUGUAAAAACUCUGUAAAAGAAACACAGAGAGGUUCUCCUUGGCUAUCUGACUAAUGUUUAUGCCUCAAUCAACAACAUUUUAAAAAGAAAGUGAUCUGGCAAUUACUGCAUUGAUGUUUGUGGUAACUUCCUAGGCAUGUGUUGGCUGUCACAUUUCCAAUGUUUCAACCAUGACUCCACUUCCAAAAGGUACCUCUGGAUGUUCCAAAGUGUGUAAUUAAUGAAGUACCUUUUAAGGGGAAGUGACAAGUGCUGGGGAAAGCCUGGCAGCAUCUGUGGAGGGAGAAACAGUGAACAUUUCAAGUACAGUAUGACUCUUCUUCCUGCAUUUGCAGUAUUUUGCUUUUAUUAGGAGAGGUAGCUUUUUUUUCUACUGGCUUCUAAUCAUAAGAAACCUGGCACACAGUAGUCCAGAGUCGCUGUGGUGCCGAAGUUGCAGCAAACUUGUCACAGCCAUGGAAUGACCCUUCAUUGUGAACCAAGUUACUGGUAAUGAGCAAAUCGAGUACCCUCUACAUGUUAAAGCAGACGAUUAUUGACUGUGUCAUUCAGUUUGAGUUAAUUUAAAUAAAGCUGUUUGAAGCAAA
Messenger RNA from Hemiscyllium ocellatum (epaulette shark), 1459 nucleotides. RefSeq names its product phosphatidylinositol N-acetylglucosaminyltransferase subunit Y-like. Bases 1 to 216 code for a protein of 71 amino acids. The record is from RefSeq and is a predicted model, not a curated record. The transcript has a single exon. NCBI's taxonomy places the organism in Eukaryota, Metazoa, Chordata, Chondrichthyes, Orectolobiformes, Hemiscylliidae.